GCUCGGGAUGCGUACUACAGCGGGAGACCCCUCGUAUCAGACGACAUUUUUGAUAUGGUCGAGCGGCGGUUGCGGUGGUUCCACUCUGCGCUGGUGAAGAAGUACCCACGCUGCAGCAUACGAGCCCUCUACUGCUACUCUGAUGCCGAGGCAGACCCUUCGCAAAUGACAGCGCUGUCAACCAUGUGGUCGUUAAUUCUAGCAGUGGGAGCAGCGCUGACAGCAAUGCCACUGGUGUUUCUGGUGGUUGUGAUGGGCGCGAGUGGCGUGGAUAGGGUGGAAAACCCUAUCUUCUCCAGCUUGCUCUGGCAAGUGGAUGGAGCCAUGGCAGCUGGAAUCUGUUUCCUGCUUGGGGCGGUUCUUGCGUCCGCUGCAGGUUUCUCCAUGAGGUGCAUUCUGCUUCAUCCUAAUCAUGGACCUCAUCGAUGCUUGCCCUGCUUACCCAUCCCACAGCACGCCCGCUGCAGCGCAUAA
Molecule: messenger RNA, 474 nt
Organism: Closterium sp. Naga37s-1
Lineage: Eukaryota; Viridiplantae; Streptophyta; Zygnematophyceae; Desmidiales; Closteriaceae
Source: the annotation of a GenBank genome assembly